UGUCUCUCCCUCUCCCUCUCUCUCUCCCUCUCUCUCCCUCUGUCUGUUGAGACACAAUCGACAAAUGUGUAAGUACAUAAUUCAAAAAACAAUCACAGUGGAUGGGUUCCGGGGAAAUUGAAACUCCUGAAGAACUGCAGGAGGAAUCCAAACCCGGAGACUCCACAUGUGUCAUGCACAAGGUGAAGAAGAGGAGCAGGGGACGAAGGUGACGGUCUCCUGUCUUCAUCUCUGAGGAGGUUGAAAGAAAAAACCAGAAACAUUAAAGAGAAGCAGAUUUUCCUGAGAUGGAUUUCCCCGUGGAGGCGACGGUCCAUCUGGAGGAUUUCCGAGAUGACACGAAGGUUCGAGAGCUCCUCCGGUCACAUGACUUCCAGGUGACAGAUCUGAGCAGAGACCGGGUUCGUGUCAAGGGUUCGUUUCUGAAGCUCAAAGCUGUAAAGGUCCGUUUGGAGCAACUCCAGCAGAACCAGACCGAGGCCCCCCCGCGCCCGGCCUCACCCUUCUCCUCUGGAGCGAGCUCCAGACCGGACCCCGAUGUCCGCCCUAAAUCGGCUGGCGUCAGAGGCAGGUUAGAUUCCCGUGGCGGGCCACUGCACGCUCACCCUUCCUCCCCCCACACCUCUGCACCCAGGGUGUCAGACCCGCCCCGCACUCAUCAGAACUCUUCACCGCUCAGAGCUGCUGCCUCUCCAGGAGCCCAUGAGGCGUUCAGGCCCAGGAGUGAGGUGCUCCAUGUGGACGCAGAUGUGUUCAGGUACGCAGAGCAGGUCAGGAAAAAAGAGUUUGACAUGAUCCUGGAGAAUCACAGCGUCAAAAUGAGCGUGGACCAAGUUUAUGAUAGCACCGAGGUCACGUUACUGGGGAGGAAUGCAAGGAUGGCUGCCGGCAAACUGCAGAGCAUCUUCAAUGAUCUCAGCACAUCACUGCGCACUCAGGAAGUUCCUCUGAGGGACAUGGAUUGGGAAGGCAAGGCUUUCUUAGAAAAGAUUCGCCGGGGGAAUAACGUUAUAGACUCUGUGCUCGUGUAUGAGAUGAGGGACAGACUCCACCUCAUCGGGUCCUCCACCAGGAGCUUCGAGGUGAAGCAGAAGCUGCUGGGGAGGUCGGUGGAGCCGUCGGGACGAGCAGGGAGGACGCUGGACAGAAGCUCCGGGAGGAGGAGCAGCUCCCUGCCACCAGUCAACAGACAGAGCACAGACACAGGCGGUGUCGAUUAUUCUUCUCCUGUUGGAGCUGCAGGUUACUCCCCCUCGAAUUACCAGGAUGAUAAACAGGAAGGGGCCAAACCCGUGAGGGCGGCGGGAGCUCGUCCUCGAAGUGGAGCCUCAAACAGACGGAGCUCCUCCGUGUCGCGUCUAAAAGGACGAGAAGAAAAACCUCCUGACGUCGCUCUAGAGACGGUUAAAAGAAGUAAACCUCCCAGCAUCAAGCAGGCGCUCAUCACGCUCAAUCGAAGGCUCAAAUGCAAGAAAUGAGGAAUCUGAUGUCACUGAAAGUUAAUACAAAUAUUUCCCCAAAAGCCCCAGAGUUAAAUGAACAUCAGAGGAUUUCACUAAAUGUUUUUGAUAAGAAUCCAGACCAAAACACCAAAAUGCACUCAACACACACGUUCCUGACUGUUCUGUUUUAUACCCUGGACCUACACUGAUCAGAAUGGGCUGGACUGAAAUGUCAAUACAAGAGUAGUAAGUGUGGUUUAGAGCUCUUCUUUUACCUGUGGCUAUACACAGCACAUCAGUGUACAGGAUCUUCAUUAGAUGGAAUUCCAAUCAGCCAGUUCUCUUUUAAAUAAAAGCAACAUGUUGAUCUGUGAGUCAGACUAAAGUAGUCUACUUUGUGUAGGAAAAGUUUCAGAUUUUUGACUUUUAACUCCACUGAUGUCAUAAUUUUCCUUAUACUAUGACAUUAGAAUUUUAAAUCAGUGUUCAAUAUUCCAUUUGUAUUAGUUUUAGUUCAUUUUUCUGCUCCUGACACGUCUGUUUAUCUUGUGUUUGUCGACACUGCAGUUGAUUUACUCUGAAUGAAUUCACGAGCUGAGUGGAUGAGAUGUAAAUGAUGCUAAUUACACAAAUGACCACUGAAGCAUCAUGACGCCUCUUUGACUGUUAAUUAAAUGUGAUAAUAAAAAACAAAUCUCUUAAUCUCCA
Molecule: messenger RNA, 2150 nt
Organism: Platichthys flesus (European flounder)
Lineage: Eukaryota; Metazoa; Chordata; Actinopteri; Pleuronectiformes; Pleuronectidae
Gene: rbm43
Exons: 4
Coding region: 288-1478 (396 amino acids)
Source: RefSeq, a predicted model, not a curated record